AUGGGUGACCAAGAGUCUGAGAUUGGGUACUUCAUGGUGAGUGACAAGGAUGGUUCUUCAAUCUCGUGUGAGGAGAGUCAUUCCAACGAGGAGCACCCGAGGGCCAGCAGGUGUAAGAUGACUGUCAUGGACGUCGACAACGAUGGCCACUGUCUCAAUAUACAGGCGUCAAUUGAUUCCUCCACGUCCGUUAUCUCUAGCUGUCUGUACCACCUGGACAGCCACAAAGAGGACCUGUACCCAGAGGAACGAGCUGACAACAUUAUGGAGUGGGAUGUGUGCUCGUUCGACAUUGCCAGGGAGGCCCACGAGUACGCCGUCGGGAAGUACCUGGGCAAGCCGACGGCGAUCCCAGACGAGCGCAUGGCGACGCACCCCAUAUGGUCGACUUGGGUGCGCUACAAGAAAGACGUCGACGACGAGAAGGUGAGACAACUGGCCGCAGAGAUUCUCGCCAACGGCUUCAACAACAGCCACAUUCAGGUGGACGACAACUGGGAGACCUGCUACGGCAGUCUCACAUUCGACGCCAACAAGUUCCCCGACGUGAGGGCGCUGACGGACGACCUCCGCCAGCUGGGCUUCCGGUCGACGCUGUGGAUACACCCGUUUGUGAGCGAGGACUGUGAGCCCUACCACUCGGAGGCGCUGUCCAAAGGCUACUUCGCGACCAACACAGAGGGCAGCACCCGCACACAGUGGUGGCGUGGCUACGGCGGAGUCAUCGACUUCACCAACUCCAAAGCCGCAGAUCAAUCGCAUCUGGCCUGGAGGGCGACGGCGCUGCUGGUGGCGUGGGCGGUGGUGUGUCCCGCGGCGGCCGAACUCAGGACCGGCUACGACGAGGACAGCGGCCGGUUGCUGGUGCUGUCUGCCACAGGUGACGAAGAGUUUGAGAUUGGUUACUUUGUGGUCAGUGACAAGGAUGGCUCUUCAAUCCCAUGUGGGGAGAGUCGUUCCAACAAAGAACACUCCAGAGCCAGCAGUUGUAAAAUAACUGUAGAGAAUGGAGACAGUGAUGGCCACUGUCUCAAUAUACAGGCGUCAAUUGAUUCUUCCACGUCCGUUAUCUCUAGCUGUCUGUAUCACCUGGACAGCCAUGUAUAUGGCGGGCACGAGACGAUAUACCCAAAGUGGCCGAUGGAGUCCAAGGAGUACGACCACAUGCCGUAUGUGACCGUGAAGACAGAUCACAUCGGCAUCGCCGUGCGUUACUGGCUUUUCUCUGACGGGAGACUGGUCCAUAUCCCGUCAUACAUACCACUCUUCAUAAGCCAGAACACUAACGAUUCAGUGAAUUCCCUAUGUUUUAUCGCUGAGAACAAGGACCCGUACCCACUGGAACGAGCUGACAACGUUAUGGAGUGGGACGUGUGCUCUUUCGACGACGCCAGGGAGGCCCACGAGUACGCCGUCGGGAAGUACCUGGGCAAGCCGACGGCGAUCCCAGACGAGCGCAUGGUGACGCACCCCAUAUGGUCGACUUGGGUCCGCUACAAGAAAGACGUCAACGACGAGAAGGUGAGACAACUGGCCGCAGAGAUUCUCGCCAACGGCUUCAACAACAGCCACAUUCAGGUGGACGACAACUGGGAGACCUGCUACGGCAGUCUCACAUUCGACGCCAACAAGUUCCCCGACGUGAGGGCGCUGACGGACGACCUCCGCCAGCAGGGCUUCCGGUCGACGCUGUGGAUACACCCGUUUGUGAGCGAGGACUGUGAGCCCUACCACUCGGAGGCGCUGUCCAAAGGCUACUUCGCGACCAACACAGAGGGCAGCACCCGCACACAGUGGUGGCGUGGCUACGGCGGAGUCAUCGACUUCACCAACUCCAAAGCCGCCAGCUGGUGGAUCAAUCGCGUCUGGGCGCUUCGGAACGAGACGGGGCUGGACUCCUUCAAGUUCGACGCCGGCGAGACCAGCUGGCUGCCGCAGCUGCCCGCCAUCACGCCCCUGGAGGUCAACCCGGUGCGCUUCACCGACGACUACGUCCAGACCGUCUCGCAGUUCGGGCCCAUGAUAGAGGUGCGCGCCAGUGUCGAGAGCCAGCACCUGCCUCACUUCUUCCGAAUGAUCGACAAGGACAGCAGCUGGAGCGCCCAGAACGGUCUGAAGACGUUGAUACCCACACUGCUGCAGAUGAACAUAGUGGGCCACCCUUUCGUUCUGCCAGACAUGGUGGGCGGUAAUGGCUACAAAGGUGACGUGCUUGACAAGCAGCUGUUCAUACGCUGGCUGCAGGUCAACGUCUUCAUGCCCACUAUACAGCUCUCCUCCGUGCCCUGGGACUACGACAACGAGACGGUGGAGAUCUUCCGCAACAUGACAGCGCUGCACGCAAUGCACGCGCCUCGUAUUGUGGAAGCCAUGAAGCGGGCGGUGAAGGACGGCACCCCUGUCAACCCUCCCAUCUGGUGGCUCGACCCUACAGACUCGACGGCCCUCACCAUCGAUUCAGAGUUCCUUCUGGGAGAGGACCUCCUGGCAGCGCCCAUCGUGCAGCACGACACAUACGAACGCGACGUCUACCUGCCCAGAGGCAGCUGGCAGGACGAGGUGGACCCAGAGCACCCCACCAUAGAGGGCCCCACCUGGCUCCGCGACUACCCGGCGCCUCUCAACACGCUGCCCCACUUCACCAGGGUCACCUCCUCAUAGGUCUCACCGACUAAAAUGUUUCACGUUUCGUAUAAAAAAUAAAAUAACUUAUGUCUAUCAUCUUGAGUUUGUAAAUGAUGCAUUUCAGGAAAGUAUGACAUUUCACCUGCUUUCACCUGAUGUCAGUGAUAAGCAAUACCUUCAGAGUGGUAUGUAGUUUUGUGUCGUAAUGCGUUUCAUAACAUAACACAAGUCACUCCAAUUAACAGCUCUUGAGCAACUCAGAUGCGUCAAAAGGGCGUGUCUCACCAUUAUUAACCCUUUAAUCAAUAUCCUUACCAUCAUCUUAUCUUAGAUGAAUCACAAACUUUGAGUAAGGAAUGAAAAUUAUGUUGAAAAUGUGAAAACUGAGACCUUCAGGUUGAAACACCCCCUCAGAAAAAUUAAUGAAUUACUGUGCUGAGAAACCUCUUACGUUAUUUGAUUUUCAAGCAGCUGAGCAGAACUGAACGUACUCAGACAUUUCUCUCUUUACUUAUUCUGAU
Molecule: messenger RNA, 3146 nt
Organism: Schistocerca americana (American grasshopper)
Lineage: Eukaryota; Metazoa; Arthropoda; Insecta; Orthoptera; Acrididae
Product: myogenesis-regulating glycosidase-like
Exons: 8
Coding region: 1-2661 (886 amino acids)
Biological process (GO): carbohydrate metabolic process
Molecular function (GO): hydrolase activity, hydrolyzing O-glycosyl compounds
Source: RefSeq, a predicted model, not a curated record